AUGGCUUCGACUACAAUAGAAUUUGCUGUACAAAUGACUUGUAAAAACUGCAUAGACACAAUAAAAUCUCAUUUUUCUGAUGUCCAAGGUAUCAAAGAUAUACAGUUCUAUUUAGAGCAACAGAGGGUAGUUAUACAAAGUACACUACCAACAUUGAAAUUAUUACAAAUUCUUGAAUCCACUGGUAAGAAAGUAGCUAUCAAAGGAUACGCUGGUGGACAAGCUGCGGUUUCAAUAUUGGAAGCUGGGAAUGAAAGUAUUCAAGGGGUUGUUAGAUUUAUACAACCAACUUCAGAUAUAUGCAUAGUUGAUGGUACAGUUGAUGGCUUGAAAAUGGGUACCUAUAGAAGUUAUAUUUAUGAGUGUGGAGAUAUUUCUGCAGGUUGUGAAAACGUUGGUAACAUUUUCAAUCCAACAAAUAGUCCAGAGGGACAUUCUUAUGGAUAUUUGGACAAAAUAAUCAGCGAUGACAACAAAAGAGCAACAUUUCGUUUUGAAAAUAAUGUUAUUAAAGUAUCAGAUUUAAUUGGUAGAUCCUUUGUAAUCACUGAAGAAUCGGAUAAUACUAAAAAAAUUGUUUGUGGUGUUAUCGCGCGCUCGGCUGGUCUUUUCCAAAACCCCAAAUUAAUCUGCGCGUGUGAUGGGACAACAGUAUGGGAUGAGGCAUCGAAAAAAUCUGCAUUGUAGAAUAAACAACUAAAUAUGUUUUUUAUUGGUUCUACUCAUCUUCGGUUAUUGGACUGCAAUGGCCUUUUACUAAUUUGUUAAGCAGAAUAUGUUUCAUUUGAUAAUUGAGAUUGUGGGUACGUAAAACUUCAAACACGUCAUGCUCCUGAUCGAUAUUUAUAAGUUAAUUACUCCUCAAGUGCCAGAUAAAGUAUUAGGUUUCAAAAUUGUGCUUUAAACACAAACUGAAGAAUAGUAGAAUUUGUGUUUUUGAAGUAGAACCACAAAUCUGCUCAAAAAAAUAUUCCCUUAUGGUAUUGGUUGCUGAAAUGAGUAUUAUUUAAUAAAGAAGACUAUAUAUAAAAGAACCUAAGCUCAGGGGCGUCGAACCCAUAGGUUUUUUGGACAAAAUAUUUGAAAAAUUAUAAAGCAAAUAUAAUCAACUAUGAA
This is a messenger RNA of Diorhabda sublineata, 1116 nucleotides long. Its product is annotated as copper chaperone for superoxide dismutase-like. The transcript has 3 exons. Gene Ontology annotation, molecular function: copper ion binding. NCBI's taxonomy places the organism in Eukaryota, Metazoa, Arthropoda, Insecta, Coleoptera, Chrysomelidae. The record is from RefSeq and is a predicted model, not a curated record. The coding region runs from base 1 to 687 and encodes 228 amino acids. Gene Ontology annotation, biological process: removal of superoxide radicals.